Hibiscus syriacus is the source of this 2120-nucleotide messenger RNA. RefSeq names its product galactan beta-1,4-galactosyltransferase GALS1-like. Lineage: Eukaryota; Viridiplantae; Streptophyta; Magnoliopsida; Malvales; Malvaceae. The transcript has 2 exons. The record is from RefSeq and is a predicted model, not a curated record. Bases 135 to 1715 code for a protein of 526 amino acids.
CCAGUGAAGAACAAAAUAAAAUACAUAAAAAUAGUGUCGGUACGAUCUUCUCUUGACCCUUGCUUUUUCCUUUGUUUUUUUGUUAAUUUCACCACCUCAGCAACCGCCGUUCCCCGCCGCUACCGACACCCAAGAUGAGGAAGGAACCACCGCCCUCAUCGCUCUCUUCCACCGCCGCCGCCACCACAACCUUCGGGAAACUAUUUGUUUGCGUCGAAACAAAACUAUUAGUCGCGACAUUGUUAUCGUUUACUUUAGUUAUGUUCCUCUGGCAUCUCCCUCCUUACUACCAGAACUUCGUCUCCACCGCCCGUCCUUGCACCGCUCCUCUCACCACCUCCGUCGUUGUCUCCGCCGUUGCCAACACCACCGCUACGAGUUUGCUGUCCCCUAAUGUUUCACUUCCUUACACGGCUAACCCGAUAGCUAAAAAGUACAACUCCGUUCCUAAACCCAAACCCAGGGACCCGAACAAGCGGGUCUUCGAAGCUUACGGUAACGUGGCGGCUCUGUUUGUUCAGAUGGGCGCUUACAGAGGCGGACCGACGACGUUCGCAGUGGUCGGAUUGGCUUCGAAGCCAAUUCACGUCUUCGGCAAGCCGUGGUUCAAAUGCGAGUGGAUCUCGAACAACGGAUCUUCCUACCGAUCCAAAGCUUACAAAAUGCUACCCGACUGGGGAUACGGUCGAGUCUACACCGUCGUGGUGGUGAACUGCACCUUCCCGUUCAACCCGAACCAAGACAACGCCGGUGGGAAGCUGAUGGUGAAUGCUUACUACGGCGAAUCCCAGAGAAAGUAUGAGAAAUUCACGGCUCUAGAAGAAUCGCCCGGAUCUUACAACGAAUCGAAAUUCCAACCGCCGUAUCAAUACGAGUAUUUGUACUGUGGUUCCUCUUUAUACGGGAAUCUCAGCGCCGAUCGGAUCCGUGAAUGGAUGGCUUACCAUGCCUGGUUCUUCGGACCCAGCUCCCAUUUCGUGUUCCACGACGCCGGCGGGGCGUCGCCGGAGGUUAUGGCGGUUCUCGAGCCGUGGGUCCGAGCCGGGAGAGCCAUGGUUCAGGAUAUAAGGGGCCAAUCCAAGUACGAUGGGUACUAUUACAACCAGUUCUUGGUGGUGAACGAUUGUUUGCACAGAUAUCGACACGCAGCUAACUGGACUUUCUUCUUCGACGUCGAUGAAUAUAUCUAUUUGCCCGACGGGGACUCUUUAGAAUCGGUGUUGAAUGAGUUCUCGGGAUACACCCAGUUCACGAUUCAGCAGAAUCCCAUGUCCAGUAUGCUCUGUUUGAAUGAUUCUUCCCAAGAAUAUUCCAGGCAAUGGGGAUUUGAGAAGCUACUCUUCAGAGAUUCGAGAACCAAGAUUCGGCGUGAUCGGAAAUACUCGAUCCAGGCGAAAAACGCAUACUCGGCCGGUGUACACAUGUCGGAGAACGUGAUCGGGAAGACAUUACACAAUACGAAGGCGAAGAUCAGUUAUUACCACUACCACAACACAAUCACACUCCACGAAGAGCUGUGCCGGGAGUACCUACCGGCCGCCGCGAAGAACAAUGUCAAUUGGUUCAACAAGCUGCCUUACGUCUACGAUGACAACAUGAAGAAACUAGCCAACACCGUCAAAGAAUUCGAGCUAAAGACCAUCGGGAAGAAACCCGAAGCCUUAACCCACAACGACCGAAUCGGUACGAUCCAGAUCGAUUCGGCCCAAAACUAAUCCGAUCCGGCCGAGCGUUUUCGGGGAUCAACUCACGUGCUUAUUUGUCAUCACUAUUGAAUUGAGAGUUGCUUGAGCUUUACUCCUCCAUUGCAGCCAUGGAUUUUUGGAGUUUCGACCCCACAAGUACUAAAAACAAAUGGGGAAAAAGCUGGAAAGAAAGGGACCCCGAUGUAUUGGCUGUGAAGGUGAGUGUUUUACUUGUAUCAUAUUUGCGCAUAGGGUCCUCUUCUUUUAUAAUAAUUAAUUUUUAAUCCUUCUAUCUAUGGUGGGAAUACUUGUAACCUUUAGUUUCUUUACAUUUUUUAAUUUCUUCCUUUUUAUGUUUUUGCUUUAUGGAUUCAUAUCAGUGAUAUAAAUUUAUAGUUUCUGAUUCUUUUAAUAAUAAAUAUAAAUUAUUUAUAU